This is a messenger RNA of Trematosphaeria pertusa, 791 nucleotides long. RefSeq lists its product as uncharacterized. The transcript has a single exon. Lineage: Eukaryota; Fungi; Ascomycota; Dothideomycetes; Pleosporales; Trematosphaeriaceae. The annotation marks the transcript as partial. The record is from RefSeq and is a predicted model, not a curated record.
UCCAACCCCUCCCGGCUGCUGUUCAGAUAUGCUUCCUACUCCCUGCCCACUCUCCUCAGAUUCCAUACACUAUGCAGUACCGUAAUUGUGUCCAGGACGGUUGAGCUAACCCUUCAAUGCGCCGGGGGAAGUUGUUAUGGCGUCAUGGGUUAUUCCGCUUCGCGAUGCGCCCGCUCCGGCGCACGCUGGUUAUAUCGCCUGGGUCGGCCUUCUUUCGUGGCCGGGAAUGCCGUGCGGACUUUGGUUUUGCUUGCGCUUGCAUCCGCUUGGCAUCUGCUAGAGCCUGUGCAGCAUGGGCUUGGAGGAAGGACAGUGUGUCGGUGACGAACUGCGCGUGGCCAAGGACGGUCGUGGUGCGGAUGGGCGUGAUGACGUUGAAGGGGAUCUUCGAUUCAACCAAUGCGAGAACGAAGUCCAGUUUUCUAUCCUCCAUGCGCUGCUCGAGCUCCGCCGUCUGCUGCUGGAGCCGGCGCGCAACUUCGGCUUCCACUUCCUUCACGCCCCGCGCGCCCGCCUCCCGAUACGCCGCCACGAUGAGCUCUUCAAGAUCCUCCCGCGCCAUCAACGGCACGGACCUUCGGUUGUAUCGCUUAUCCCACUGGUCGACGUACGUCUCAGCGAGCGGCCAGGUGUGUGCGAAGCUUGUGACCGGUUGCGUGCCGGCAGACGUCUUCAGAUUCUCGCUCGGAUCAAGUGCGGCAGGCGACGAUAGGGGAGAGAAGGACGGACUGGGAGGCAAGCGGUCGAGGGAGCUGGUGCCGUCCAUGAUAGGCGAGGUGUUGCGUGCAGUG